Molecule: messenger RNA, 885 nt
Organism: Penicillium atrosanguineum
Lineage: Eukaryota; Fungi; Ascomycota; Eurotiomycetes; Eurotiales; Aspergillaceae
Product: Yip1 family protein
Exons: 4
Coding region: 1-885 (294 amino acids)
Biological process (GO): vesicle-mediated transport
Cellular component (GO): membrane; Golgi apparatus
Molecular function (GO): small GTPase binding
Source: RefSeq, a predicted model, not a curated record
AUGGCGAACCGUGGCUACGACGUUGUUGUCGACGUGGACGCCGAGCAACAGGGCGAUCUCGGACACACCGACCUGCAAGAGGACCUUGAAUUCCACCCGUCCAACUUUGAAAGCGAUCAACGCACCGCCAAAGCCCAAGCCGAUUCCGCCCCGUUCCUAGGCGGCAGCUCCUCGCGCGGCCGUGGCCGUUCCCCUGGCGGCACGCCGACAAAGCACACCUGGUGGUCCAUCCACUACUACGAGCGGUUCUUCGAUGUCGACACGAACGAAGUAAUGCGCCGCUGCAUGGCAACCCUGUACCCACGAUCGAACUUCCUGGACGUGCUCGAAGGCAACGCCGACCUUUACGGACCUGUCUGGAUUGCGACGACCGUUGUAGUAAUCCUGUUUUUGACGGGAAGCAUCUCCCAGUGGCUCUCGAACAAUGAUGACAAGCACUUCGAGUAUGACUUCACGCUGCUGUCUGGGGCGGCGGGCUUGAUUUAUGGCUACACGGGUAUCUUGCCUAUUGCGCUGUGGGGAGCUCUGCGCUGGUUCGGGAGCUCAACCGCUGAUUUGAUCGAGUGCUGGGCUCUUUACGGAUACUCGAACUUGGUCUGGAUUGCUGUGGCGCUCGUUAGCUGGAGCCCGUUGACUGCGCUCAACUGGGCAUUAGUUGGUGUUGGUUUUGCUUGGACUGUGUUCUUCCUGCUGCGCAACCUCUAUCCGGUUAUGAAUGCCACGGAUGCUAAGGCCAGCAAAAUUCUCUUAAUUCUGGUUGUUGCGCUGCACGCGGGUCUGGCUAUUGCCAUUAAGAUCCUUUUCUUCGCCCACGGAAGCCCGGUCUCGAAGAAGAAUAAGGACACCGGCAACGCCGAUGACGACAACCAGCGGAUGAUGUUCUAA